This is a messenger RNA of Neocloeon triangulifer, 3543 nucleotides long. RefSeq names its product melanocortin receptor 5-like. Gene Ontology annotation, biological process: G protein-coupled receptor signaling pathway. Gene Ontology annotation, cellular component: membrane. Lineage: Eukaryota; Metazoa; Arthropoda; Insecta; Ephemeroptera; Baetidae. Gene Ontology annotation, molecular function: G protein-coupled receptor activity. The transcript has 2 exons. The coding region runs from base 110 to 1366 and encodes 418 amino acids. The record is from RefSeq and is a predicted model, not a curated record.
CAACGAUUCUCUUUGUUUGAGAGACAAGUAGAAGAGCACCCUGGGUGCUAAAUUUUCGCUCGCCAUGAGGACCCGCUUUCCACAUUAGGGAUCACGCGAAAUCGGAAGGAUGCAGGUGAAUUCAUCGGCUGACGAGCCCGGCCGGGUCAAUCAGAGCGGCGGCCUUGUUGCCACCAACACCACAGGGUCAAAUGACACUGAGACGUCAAGUGACCCAACUGACGCCCUCAUCAGAAACCUCUAUCUCUUGAGCAUUCCACCAAUUCUAUUGUUCUGCUUCGCCACCUUUGUAGUCAACUCGGUGGUCGUCGUCUCUUCAAGAUGGAUCAGACGGCCAUUGUCACCAACCAUAUCCAUUUCCAUCAGUCUAGCCAUGGCCGACGCUUACGCCUCUCUAGUGGUAGGAAUCGGACUGGUCAUCAACAGUCUGCUUCCUGUGGCCUUCCACAUUCCAGUGGGCCCCAGCACCAUCUGCUACGUUCUGGCCCUGGAAGCAUUUCGUCUGGGAGGCAUUAUAUCAUCCAUUGCUCAUCUGACCGCACUUGCCAUCAACCACUACAUUGGCAUCUUGCGACCUCUGCACUAUGCGUCCACCAUGACUCCAAGGACGACAUCUAUAGUGAUUGCCCUCCUGUGGAUCGUUCCGAUAGCUUUCUUCUUUAUUUAUUUCAGCUCCAUGCCGGACAUGGGGUUCCGUUCAAACAAUUGCGCCUCUUUCACCUUCCUCUUGUAUAAAGAAUUUCGAUACUUAUUCUCCUCCAUGUUCUUCACUCCUUUGAUCAUCAUGGGUGUCAUCUAUUGCCACAUCUUUGUCAUCGUCAAACGUCACCAAGCUAGCCGGCGCCGUUUCCAAAACUCAAACCAACUGGCAAGGAGCGUCAAGGCCGUGAAGACAACUGUCCUCAUUUUGGGCACCUACGUUGUAGGCUGGAUGCCGGCAGUGCUGGUCUACUGUCUGGUUUGCGCUGACUGCCUGUACCACUUCACCGCCGCCGACAGGAUAACCAUGUUUGUUUUGUACACCACGGUAAACUUUAUGUACAUCUUGAAGACCUUGGUUGACCCAAUCAUAUACGCCGCCCGCAUGCACGAGAUCAAACUGGCUCUGAAGAAGAUGCGGGUAAGCAUAUGUGGUGGCGUAGAACAACAGGACACGCGACCUUCCAGUGAGUUGUCGCAACAACGACUCUCUACGUAUGCAUCGCGGAGAACUCCUGAGCGUCAUGGGAUGACAGCAAAUGGGAGUUUCCGCAGCACAAAGCUUGUGCCCGUGAGCAGCACCAGCAAUAGAGCCAUUACAAUGGUACCUGCUAAGUCCAUAUUUAGAUCUAACGAAGACAUUCAAGCAAAUAGUUCUUUGGUGUGAUUGUGCCAAGUGAAACGAGACGAUCAAAAGGAUGUCUUAUGAUGAGUAUGCUUGUGUGAUUCGCGAUUCAGUCGAGGUGAGACAAUUAAUUUCCUCGUCCGCAGCUUGCGUGGUUUAAUAAAGUGUAGACUUUGCGCCAGCUAAAGCUAAAGACACUUUUCGUUAAAUAAAAAUGUUAAUCUUUUGAAGACUUAAGACUUAACUAAAACCACUCACUCUGUACAAAAUAUUGAAUCCCAUUAACAAAUUGUAAUUAUAUGCUUGAAAAUUAAUUUCAUGUAAUUAAAAAGGACAUUUUUACAGUUCAAAAUAGAUUUAAGCUGGUCACUAUCAUUGAACAUAAUUCUUGCCCUAAGCAAAGCAAUCUUUCAAAGCUCAUUCUUUCCAUUUUGCAAAGUUGAUUUUUUUUUCAAAUUACUUUUAAAGUCCCAUCUAUUUUUAUAAAAAAAGGGAUAAAAAAAACAAAUAAUAAAUAAUUCUUUGUACUAAUUACACUAAUGCUUCUGAUAUUAAAACGUUUCUGGGAAAUAAUAAUAAAAUAUUUAGUUCCCCCAAGGAAGGUUAUAAUUGUUAAAAAUAAGAAAAGAUGCUAUGUUUAGCUGUGAAACAAGAUCAUUUUGAGAAAAUCUGAAUAAAUUUCAACUACCAUUACUCCAAGAGUACCACUAAAUAAGUGGAUUGAAUAGAAUUUCAGACAUAAUACUGCGUGAGCGUAGCUAAAUUGUCUGAAAUAAUAAAUUUAUAAAUGGGCUGUAUUAUUCAGCAGAAAAAUUUUACAUUUUAAAGAGCUUUUAAGUGGAAAACAUGAGCUCAUAACUGUAAAUCGUUGUCGGCAAUGUUAAAAUACUUAAAAUUAUUAUAUAAAAAGUUUUAGUCUGAUGUCUGAUAUGAUCUUGUGAGUAAGAUAAAAUUUGAACAAGAAAUUAUGACGAAACCCUUUGUAAAAUUGUGCUGAUUUUAUCAGUCUUUUUAUUAAACAAAUUAAAGAUUAAUUUUAAAUAACUUCAGAUGUCUUAUGAUAAUAAUGAUAAAAUUUUUCGCGUAUCAUGUUGUGUCAUCGCUGUAAUGAUUCGAUGUAAAAAUGCAACAUAUUUUUACCUAAAAUAACUAUUAAUGUCAAAUUUUGGCGUUCAUUAAACAGAUUUACUUCUAUCCAUAAAAAUUUUGAAUUAUAAAAAGAAUAAACAAAUUUAGGAUUUUUUUUUUUUCAAACUAGACAACAAAAUUAAUUUGCCCUGAUAUUAGCCAAUAUAAGCAUUGCAUGUUUUCUUAAUAUGGAAAUUUUUCUUUCAAAAAAGAACAAUUCACUUCCUCUCCCAUAAUGAGCUAUGUUAGGUCCACGCUUAAUUAAGGGAGUGAUCGAGAGAGACUCUAAAUUUGCACAUCGGCGAAACCAUCAUGUAAAUCAAAGGAUCAUUGCAUUUCAAUAAAAUUUACUUAAUAUUAUAUUGAUGUUACUGGUUGUAACUUGUGCAAAUUUUGGGUGGCUAAUAAAAUAUUCAAAGACUGCUUCAACAUCUCAAUUUGGCACUUUUAGUCUUUGACUCUACGUAAUUCUCUUAAAGUUUGAAGCGCUUUUUUAUGGCAUUUGCAAACUCCUAUGCUACAAAGACAGUAGGGAGGCUCAAAGUUAAUUAAGAAAAUUACCUCUAUCAGACGACAAAAAACUUCUGUCUUUGCUAACCUCUCUCCGAUAUUAAAAGCACCGGGUGUGGCUACCACAAAAAGUCGUCACCUAAUUAAAUUGCGGUUGCCAAAAACAGGAAUCUUUUGACACUAAUGUUUUACAACUGUGACCUUUACUUUGAGCACUCGCACUCUAGCAAGUGGAAGCGCGUCUUGAGUUUUUUUUUUCAUUUUUACACCGACGAAAAAAACAAUACGUGAUCUCAAAAUUUAACUUUCAUUGCUUGAAAUUUUGUAUUGAAUUUGUUAAUACAGAAAUUGUGAGCCACGAAAAUAAAAAAAUAAUAACUUCAAAUUAAGUAUUGUUUGUCGCUAAGUUCAUAUCGAAUUUACGUGCGUGCUGGAGUUUGUGUAUAAUAAUGUUUCUCGGCUAUUAGGAGUUUACCCAUCAAAAAUGUGAAAAAUCAUUGUUCAGAUUUAUACAAAUAGCUCAAAGCUUUAACUGAAGAUGAAAUUAUUUCCACUAUGGUUCAUAUUUCAUGAAUGGAAAA